AUUUCUGCAGCGGGGAUGCAGCUGUAGAUCUCUGAAUUUCAGGUUUUAAGGCUGGAUAACAGUAUGCUAACCAUUGCAUCCUAUUUCUGUUGCAAAGGUCAGGUUGGAUAAAAAUAAUUUUAAGAUGUAUGGACAUGCUAGUUGUUGUGUGGCUCCAUGUCGUUUUUGACUUAUAGUGACCCUAAGGUGACUCUGUCAUUGUUUUUUUGUGGGAUCUGAGAGUGUGUGAAUCUCCCAAGGUCCCCCAAUGGGUUUCCACUUCUGAUUGGAGGUGCGAAUCCUGAUCCAAUGUUCACGUUUCUAUGCCACUAUAGCUCUCACAUGGAAAAAAUGAAAAAAAGUAUGCAAGUUAUUAGUAUACAUUAUGUGUUGUAGCUCCCAGAGGAAUAGUAUACCAUUUGGAGACAAGACUCAUUCUCUCUGGCCCUUUGACAGUAUACUUUUAUAGCAUUAUGAUUCCAUUUUAACUGCCAUGGUAACAUCCUGUAGAAUCCUAGGAUAUGCAGUCUAGGGUGGAGUACUCUCAGCCAGUGUGGCUUUGUUGUUUGAUUUCCCACUUAGCCACAUAAACCCACUGGGUGACUGUGGGCAAGUCACGCUCUCUCAGCCUCAGAGGAUGGCAAUGGCAAACCCUCUCUGAAGAAACUUGCCAAGAAACCCCCUGAUAGGUUCACCUUAGGGUCGCCAUAAAUCAGAAACAACUUGAAGGCAUACAACAACAAGAAGCGCUCAGCCAGAAUGCUCUAAUGUCUUGUUAUCUAUCUUCAAGUCACUACUGAUUUAUGACAACCGUAAAAUAACAUAACAUAGGGUUUUCUUGGCAUGAUUUGUUCUGAGGGUGUUUGCCCUUGCCUUCCUCUUAGGGUGACAGGGCACUCUUUUCCAGCACCACAUCUCAUAUCUGUAUAUGGUGAUGUGAAAUACAGUUGCUUGAACAAUCCUAGCUGUGGUAUUCAGUUUUUUAAUUUUUGUACUUUAGGAUCUUGUCUGGCUCUUCCAAGGCUGCCCUUUCCAGUCCUAAUCUUCUGAUUUCUUGACUGCAGUCUCUGUUCUAAUAGCUACAGGGGAAAGGUUUUGGGGAGAGGUGUCCGGAAAUGUAUAUAUCUGCCUGUGUCUUAAGAUCCGCUGAGCAGAGUGUAAUUAACCAUUCAGUGCAGCUCAGAGGCUGGAAAAAUUAGGGCUUGGGAUCACAACUCCUAGAAUCCACUGGCUGUGCUAGUUGGAGGAUCCUGGGAGUUGUAAUUUCAGAAAGUAACUAUUCCAAGCUCUGAUCUAGAUGUAAAAGAGGGUCUUCUCCAUUGUGGUCUCUGGCUAUGGAAUAACCUCUCUCUGGAAGCCUGGCUAGUGGUGAUACUGACUUUAUUUUAGAGCUUCGUUAAUAGCCAGCUGUAUAUUCAGGCUUUGAAAUCUUAGUAACCUCAUGGCUUUAUCUUGACUAAUUCUUGCUUUGUCCUGGAGUGUGGGGUUUUGGUAUGAUUUUUCUUUCUGUCUGAUUACAUCCCACUGUGAGACAUGGUGAGAUAGAGCAUGCUGUUGCUUUUAUAAAAUAUUGGCAGGAGGGAAACCUGGAGCAGAAUUUAUGUACACUCAUUUCUGCUAUUAAAGUGUGAUUUCCUAGGUUCAGCAUAUGCUUUGAAUCAACCUGUUCUUGAAUUUGAAAUGUAUGGAGGCUCCCACUCCCACCAUUAUUUUUCACCUGCCUUCGGUUUUAUCUUACGUUUCUAGUAAAAAAAGUAGAACUGGGAAGCAUGAUGUCUUGCCUACCUAUGUUCUAGAUUAGUAUGAAAUGUGUGCCUGUGUUCCUGCACUCAUAGAUGGCUAAUAUUUCACCCAUGUGGAAGUUUUGAAAGUAGGCCUUCCAAAUGAGAAACAAAAUUUAUCUACAUUUAUUUAUUUAAUUUUAUUUAUUGGAUUUAUAUCCUGCCUUUCUCCUAAACGGGAUUCAAGGUGGCUACAUAAUGCCCAGUUCAGUGGGUUGGAUCCAGCAAAAGACUUGUGUGGAGUGUUCUUCCUUUCAGCAGUAGUUUUUUGGUCAAGUGUUUUAUAGGAGGUGUUUCUGAUUUUUCCAAGAGUGUUCAGCAUGAUAACUCCAGCAUUUGAACUGAGUCAAGAUCCUGAUUUUCUUACCAUAACCAUCCGAGUACCAUAUGCACGAGUUUCAGAGUUUGAUGUCUAUUUUGAAGGAACGGAGUUCAAAUUUUAUGCAAAGCCUUACUUUCUCAGAUUGGUUCUUCCUGGACGAAUUGUUGAAGAUGGAAGAGAAAAAGCAACAUAUGAUGACUCAGGGAUAUUUACAAUACGGCUUCCCAAGGAGACUCCUGGAGAGAAGUUUGAUGGGUUAGACAUGUUGACAGCUCUACUAGCACCAACCAAAUCCCGAUCAGCAAAACCUUUAAUAGAGGAGAUGGGUACUGAAAAUGAUGAGGACAUAGAAGAAGAGGAAGAAUUUGAUUGGGAAAUAGAGCAGACUCUUUGUGAGGAGAGCAAAGAGAGCUUCUUGUGUUCACUUUGUACCUAUGGCUUUGGAAAUCAGAAAUCGGGAGUUUUCAAACGUCUUCAGGAUGAACUUAAUGAAGUCAUUGAUAUAAAAAAUCCUGACUCAACAACUGCAGCUGAACGGAGAGAAAAACGGUUGGCAGCAGAGGCAGCCAAGUUUGAUCCUGAUCAUUAUCUAGCUGACUUUUUUGAAGAUGAAGCUAUUUGCCAUUUAUUGAAAUACAAGCCUUGGUGGGCUGAAGUCUACAGAGUCAAGAUGGAUUCGCAAGAAGGCAAUUCUUGGAAUGAGAGCAAUCAAAUUGCACUUGUUUCCUUUACAGAAGAUGAGAAAGAACAGCUGAGAAAGUUCCUCAAUAGAACUUUUCUGCUUGAUAAAAGAACCUGUCAUCAAGUAUAUCUGAGCUUAGUUGAUAUACUUCUGGCAUACUGCUAUGAAAUCUAUGCCACUGAAGGAGAGAAGAAUGUUGAAUCACCAUGGAAUAUAAGAAAACUGAGUUCAACUUUGUGCUGGCUGGAGACCUUUACUGACAUGUCUGAUGUCCUGAUAUCCUUUGGAAGAAGAGUUGUAUGCUAUCCUCUCUACAGACAUUUCAGUUUGGUAACCCGGGCCUUAAAUGACACCAUUAUGAUAUUACAACUAGGUAAAAGUGCAGUUUUGAAGUGUCUGUUGGAUAUUCACAAGAUUUUUCGAGAAAAUGAUCCUGCGUAUAUUCUUAAUGACCUUUAUAUAACAGAUUAUUGCAUUUGGAUUCAAAAAGCCAAAGCCUGGUGUACAGCAAAGCAAGCAAUGCAGAUAAAAUUAACAUGUACAGGAUUGAAUUGGAAAAGCUGGAGAAGCCAUAUAUCGCUACUUGCAGGAAUGCUUCCAGGAUCUAUGUGCAGUCAGCACAAACCUUGCAGCCUAUCAAGUCAAUGGUCAAAGAAGUUGGCAGCUCUUGCUGAACACAUGCAGAAAACAGAGCUGACCAAGGCCAAACUAGGUUUAGAACUCAAUGAACUGGAAGCAGCCGCUCUUCUUGUACAAGAGGAAGAAAAGGAGUUAAAAGCCACUGGCGCAGGCAUUUGUAAGCAGCCACUGCCUCCCUCCAAAGGAGAGGCGAGUGACUCUGAAGACUCAAGCAGUACUUCAUCAUAUGAGACAGGAGACUCUGAUUCAGAGGAACAAGAGUCCUCUGCCAGCAAAGAUGGGAAAAUAAAUCCUUUACAAAGCACACUCCAAGACGAGAGGACAGCCCCACUUAUUGACUGUAAUGGAUUAAGGCAAGAGGCAGACGCUUUGACGUUAGAUGUUAGGAAUGAAAAAUCAAAGCCUUCUUUACAAUCUACAUCUGUUCCUGGGAAACUGAUAGAGGAAUUAGGAAACCAAAUGCAGACUGCAAUUAGGCUUUCCAAGCAGCCUGAAGGUUCUUCUCUGGGAAAUGACGAUGGCAGCAGCAGCACUUUGCAAGAGACGGGGACAAGCUGCACAGCACAGCCUCCAGGACCUUCGCCGGAUCAUAAUGGAGAGAGACACUUCUUGGAGGUGACUCCAAAGCCCAGCACUAUACUAUUUGUUGCCACCACAAACCAGUCUUCUUAAGCAAAUGUGGAUAGUGUGGGCUGGAGUGGAUGGGUUUUAGCUGGUGGUUAUUAUGCUUCAUUUAAAUAACCAGAGAUGAAAUAGGAUAUUUUUAAAAGUUACUUUCCUUUGCUCUGUGUGUUCUUAAUCAAAAAUCAUAAUGAAAAAUGGUGAACAGGGAUGUAUUGAUUUUCGCUUAAUCCACCCAGAUACUAAUGCCUUAUACACAGACCAUCUUGGGUCCUUCAGAAGGAUAAAUGUAGGAUAUAAAUUAAACAAAUAAAUAAAUAGGCAACUUUUGUAAUUUUCAGUUAAUGUUGAAGUGAAUUGAAAGGGGGUAGUUGUGUUGUAAAAAUAUAAUCAAACUCUGAUGAAGGUUGCUGGCUUCUGUUCUGUAAAUUGUUUAUACAGAAAGUAGAUAUGUGAAUAUUGUCUAUUUAUAUUUCACAAUUUAAUUUGGCUCCCAGCUUCCACAAAGUGUUACAGCUUUCUUCAUUUGUUUUUAACCAUGUUGAGGUGUCCAGUAGCCUUGCAAAUGGCAGACAAUUGAAUUCCAUAAGCUUGUCUUUCAAUAUUUGCUGCAUAUGCAGCAUAUUCCAUCCCAGUGCAACCUGAUCCUGUAGUUCCUUCCAUGUGCAGUGAAUCUCAACUGCCAGUCAGGGGUGGAGAACCAGGUCUAUUCAACUAGUAUUUUAAUGCAAAGCUACCUAAUUUGCACUUCUUUAAGGAAUGCGCAAAUGAAAAAGGCAGUUAUACUUUAAUGUUCUCUAACUUUUACUAUGCAGUUCUGUCAUAGGUAUGCACCAAAGUGCAUAUAUUAGAAGACAUAACAUAAAAUACAUUGUAUUUUGAGAAAUUACUUGCAGAAAUGGAUAUAUUAAACAGAACUACACAUAGAACGUGAAAUGAGCAUAAAUGUAUACACACAUCUCCAUAUAGGGUUUUUUUUUAAAAAAACUGCAAACUGAUGCAGAAAUGAGACAGAUGAGAAGUUAAAUUUUGAAAAUGACAGGAGUAAAAAUAGACAGAUGUCUCAAUCCUCACUUCCAGGUUGGUGCACUGGACUGCAUUCAUCACAGAUGUCUGUGAAGUGUGAUUGUUUUUGUAUUUUUUUUUGUUUUAUUUUGUUUUUUAAUCAUGGAAAUGUAGUAGCCAAAAUACCUUUCACUUUAGUGAACAUUUGGCUUCAGAUUGUUACUACUACUGCAAUAUUGGCAUGUGGCUGAAAUGGAGAAAAGGUUAUUGCAGGAGAGGUCUGAAAAGCAGGAAUUGUCAUUUAGUUGUAAUUCUUCCUGUGGCUCACCUAAAAAGGCUCAAUAAUUCAGGCUCUUUCUGCUUCAGUCAUUAACCUAUCUUCCCCUCGUUUUUUGCUAGUUAAGCUUUCUUUGCUAGGAGCAAGCAAAAGUAAAUGUGUUGUAUCUGUGAUUGCAGAAUAUGCCACUCAGCAGCCAGCACCCUGAAUUCUACAGAAGCCUUUCUCUUUUUUAAUGUUUAAUAAUGUGUUUAUGCUAAGAUUAUCAGAGGUAUAAUAAAUUAUGCAAACUAUAUAACCAAUACACAUGUUCUUAAUGUGUUUGAUUUGUGUCACUUAAAAAUAGAGGUAUAUCAUGCAUUCAGCCAAAACCUGAGUGCUUAAAAAACAUGUGGCAAAGGUUUAAGAUUUCCAUUCUUCACAUUUGCUCAUCCAUUAAGUAGCUGGCAGCUUGAGGAGAGAAUGUGUUUCUUGUUUUCUGAACAGCUCUGUUUCUCUCUGAAAACUGACAAAUUGUGUUAAUGAAAUCAAAUUCUUUAUUAUAUCAAAAGCUUUGCCUUUCUACCUUUAUAGAGGAAAUUGCUACUUCAGUCUGACUUUGUUUUGGCAUAUUUAGAGCUUGACCUUCCUCCACCCCAAAAUACCCCUUCUUCCAGUGCUUGGAAAUUUUGCUAACCUGAUAAAAAUGCUUUUACCUUUAAGUAUAAGGAAUCUCUGAAAUACAAGAACUAGUGUAUGACAACAUCUUCCAGUUAAAUCACAGUGUGGCACUUUUUUUAGGUGUACCACAAAUUUGCCUCUGGCAUCCUGUGUUGAAUGUGUUUUCCCAAAACAGUAACAUUUAAUCCUAAACAAUCAUGUCACAUAUUGUUCCCUAUUCCUUGCAUAAAUAAAAGUAGGCAAAGAGGAACUGUGAUUUUGCCUACUUCACUUUCACAAAUGCCUUGCCAACUUUGGUAAAUUCUUAUUAAAAACUAACUGAAAGGAAAUUGCCACCCCUCUUUACCAAUGGCAACCAGUGGCAUGAACCAAGAGAAGACUGUGAUAAGCAUUCCUAAGCAUGUAAAAGUUGACAAGAAAAGAAGAAAGACCACCUUAAAACCCACCAAUUUAGUGGCUAUGCUGAGAUUGUAGUCAUGUCAGUGUCCCAGAUUUGCUCACUCCCAUCCUUGGAAAUCUGUGGCCUUGAUAUUUUUGUGCCCAACAUUGUAAUGUUUUUUUGUGGGCUUUUCGGGCUAUGUGGCCAUGUUCUAGAAGAUUUUCUUCCUGACAUUUCGCCAGCACAAAAAACUAUGGAUGCCAGCCAUGAAAGCCUUCAGUUUCACAUUCUAAUGUUGUUUUCUGUUCCUGCCUUCUGAUAAAUCAUGUUUCAUCUAACUGCUUUUAUAUUUGACAGAUUAACAAGCCAGAGGGUUUAGCUAUGUAUGAUGAAGCCCAAGGAAAUGUGCAACCAGUACAAAAGAGAUAGGUACCAUUGUCUAGUGCAUAUGUUAGGGAAAGUACUGUUAAAAUUCUUAGCUUUGAAUUUAUAUUCCCCCCCCCAAAAAAAAGUUUGUUAAUCUAGGCAUCACCUCUUUCAGUAUCUUAGUUCAGUGGUCUCAAAUGGUGGGGCAGCAUGACUCUUGCGCGCGUGUGUGUGAGAGUUGCUCAAGAGAGAGGUGAGAGUUGGAGGCACUGAUCCCUUGUCCUCCUCUUCUCAAAUUUUUUUUUUACAUGUAAAAUUAACACGUAUAUUCAGUUAAAUAUUGAGUUAACUAAAUCUGUUCUAAUUUGAACAAUGUUAUUUACUCAUAAAAUGUUAAAAUAUGAAUAUACAUGAAUGUGUGAAUGAAAAUAUGCACACUACACUAAGUAUUUUUAUUCAUAUACUAUGUUAUGUGGGGGGGGCAUGACAUUCACAUGUAGAUGCAAAAGGGGUCAUUAAUGUAAAAAGUUUGUGAAUCCUACCUUAGUUGUUACCUUUCCCCCCUCCCCCACAUCAGACUCCAAACCAUGCUUUUACUUUGUAACGUAACAUUCCUUUCUAUGUAAUAAUUAUAAGUCAUAGCAGUGCAAGAAGUAGUUUCUAUUUCCUCAAAAGACCUGUUCACAUUUUCCAAGCCAGGCAUAUUAUGUAUAUUUCUCACUAGCCUUUGCUGCAUCCUUAAGCCUGAGGCUCCCUGUUAAUUUUUAAAUAAUGUUGAAAAUGUAUUAUUACAUUCAUAUCCCACCUGUCCUGCGAAGAGCUCGAGGUGGUAUGCAUAAUUCUUUCCUUUCCCAUAGUGCAGUAUUUAAUGUGGAGAAAUACUGUUGCUGCUAUAACCUAUUUGUUUUUGUGAAGCAGGCCUUUCUUCUACAUGCCAAAGUCUGGCUUCUGUGUGUCUCAUUGCAUGCUUGAGAAAAUCCCUUAACAAUGCUGCCUGGUUUGGACUGCAAAGGGAUACAGAAAGGCUUUCUCAUUACCUGGAACUCUUAUCUCACAGAAGAUUUGUUGGUGUCUUUUUGUUUUCAGAAAACAUUGUAAGACCUCUUCUUCAUAAUCUGGGAACAGGUUAAAGGCAGGUGAUUGUUGGGUUUUUGAUUGCCUUGUUAAUAAAUUAAAAUGGACAACUGAUACUUUUCUUCUA
Messenger RNA from Sceloporus undulatus (fence lizard), 7912 nucleotides. It is a transcript of the gene SHQ1, whose product is annotated as SHQ1, H/ACA ribonucleoprotein assembly factor. The transcript has 13 exons. The coding region runs from base 2081 to 4075 and encodes 664 amino acids. The record is from RefSeq and is a predicted model, not a curated record. Gene Ontology annotation, biological process: box H/ACA snoRNP assembly. Gene Ontology annotation, cellular component: nucleoplasm; cytoplasm. Lineage: Eukaryota; Metazoa; Chordata; Lepidosauria; Squamata; Phrynosomatidae.